UCUACGUCAUCAGUCUGCGCGACCGGCGGGCGCCUGGCGAUCCAUGGGGUAGAGCGGACCACGGCGAAGGCUACCGGAAUGCGCGGCUGAGGGGCGUGAUGGGGGAGGUGGCUGUGGCCGCGGGGCCUUGUCCGUUGCGCGAGGACAGCUUCACGCGCUUCUCGUCGCAGAGCAAUGUAUACGGGCUGGCGGGCGGCGCGGGCGGGCGCGGGGAGCUGCUGGCCGCCACCCUUAAAGGCAAGGUGCUGGGCUUCCGCUACCAAGACCUCCGACAGAAAAUCCGGCCCGUGGCCAAGGAGCUGCAGUUCAAUUACAUUCCCGUGGAUGCAGAGAUUGUCUCCAUCGACACCUUCAACAAAUCGCCCCCAAAGCGAGGCCUGGUUGUGGGGAUCACGUUCAUCAAGGAUUCCGGGGACAAGGGCAGCCCUUUUCUGAACAUUUACUGUGACUAUGAGCCUGGUUCUGAGUACAACCUUGACUCCAUCGCCCAGAGCUGCCUGAACCUGGAGCUCCAGUUCACUCCUUUCCAGCUGUGCCAUGCAGAGGUCCAGAUCGGGGGUCAGCUGGAGACCGUGUUUCUCCUGAGUGGGAAUGACCUGGCCAUUCAUCUCUACAAAGAGAACGAGGGGCUGCACCAGUUUGAAGAACAGCCUGUGGAAAACCUCUUCCCAGAGCUCAUGAACCUGACCAGUAGCGUCCUCUGGCUUGACGUGCACAACCUGCCCGGCACGUCCCGGCGACUCUCAGCACUCGGCUGUCAGAGCGGCUACGUCCGUGUCGCCCACGUGGACCGGCAGAGUCGAGAGGUGCUGCAGACGUGGACCAUCCUGCAGGACGGCCCCAUCUCCCGCGUGAUCGUGUUCAGCCUCUCAGCGCCUGUGGGGGCCGAGGACAGACCGGAGCAGGAGGAGUACAGCGUGCUGGUGGCCAGCAUGCUGGAGCCGGCGGUGGUAUACCGGGACCUGCUGAGCCGGGGCCUUGAGGACCAGCUCCUGCUUCCUGGCAGCGACCAGUUUGACAGCGUCCUCUGCGGCCUGGUCACCGACAUCGAUUUGGAUGGGCGGCCGGAAGUCCUGGUGGCCACCUACGGACAGGAGCUGCUGUGUUACAAGUACUGCGGCCCGGAGCACGGGCUCCCUGGGGCCAGGGGCGGCUUCCGCCUGCUCUGGCAGCGGAGCUUCUCCAGCCCCCUGCUGGCCAUGGCGCAUGUGGACCUGACUGGGGACGGACUGCGUGAGCUGGCCGUGGUCUCCCUGAAGGGCGUGCACAUCCUGCAGCACAGCCUGAUCCAGGCCUCAGAACUGGUCCUGACCCGGCUUCGGCAUCAGGUGGAGCAGAGGCGACGUCAGCCACCGAGGCCAGGGGACAGGGUGGGUGCUGGGCCUGCCGAGACCCCUGCCUCCUGAGCGCCACUCACUGCACAUCCUCCCCCCCCUCCCCCCGCAAGGCCUCACCUCCAGCCCUUCAUGGCGAGGGAAGCAUCCUGACGGGGGCGCGCGUCUUCCCAGACCCUCCAGGGCGGUGCAUCUGUGAGUCCUGCUCUGGCUCCACCCCCCCACGUGCCCUUUGACCCCACUCCCCUCUCUGUGCCUCAGUGUCCCCCAUUUGAAAAUGAGAUGAUCUUACCCAACCCCCACCCCCCGCAGAGAGAAUUGGUCAGCAGACAAGUAUUUCUCUGUCCAGAGAAGCCAGACUUGAA
Messenger RNA from Phacochoerus africanus (Common warthog), 1699 nucleotides. RefSeq names its product kaptin, actin binding protein (gene KPTN). The coding region runs from base 99 to 1406 and encodes 435 amino acids. Gene Ontology annotation, molecular function: actin filament binding. Gene Ontology annotation, biological process: negative regulation of TORC1 signaling; cellular response to amino acid starvation; actin filament organization. The record is from RefSeq and is a predicted model, not a curated record. Gene Ontology annotation, cellular component: lamellipodium; actin cytoskeleton; KICSTOR complex. NCBI's taxonomy places the organism in Eukaryota, Metazoa, Chordata, Mammalia, Artiodactyla, Suidae. The transcript is spliced from 12 exons.